This is a messenger RNA of Cordyceps militaris CM01, 879 nucleotides long. Its product is annotated as phosphoribosylamine-glycine ligase. The record is from RefSeq and is a predicted model, not a curated record. Gene Ontology annotation, biological process: purine nucleobase biosynthetic process. The coding region runs from base 1 to 879 and encodes 292 amino acids. Gene Ontology annotation, molecular function: ATP binding; phosphoribosylamine-glycine ligase activity; metal ion binding. The transcript has 5 exons. Lineage: Eukaryota; Fungi; Ascomycota; Sordariomycetes; Hypocreales; Cordycipitaceae.
AUGCCAUACUUGGACCUCAUGCGAGAUCGCCUCCGGGGCAAAAUCAAAAGCUUACGCGAAGGCGUUCAUGAGCAAAUACUCGAUCCCAACGACUUGAAUGAGGACAUUGUAAUAAAAGUGGAUGGCCUUGCGGCUGGCAAGGGCGUGGUUCUUCCUGAGAAUCGCCAAGAAGCGCAACGCGACUUGCGCGAGAUGAUGUUGGAGAACAAAUUCGGCCCCGGACAGUCCUCACUCCCUCCGGGGCAGGACCAUAAACGGAUUUUUGACGGCAACCGCGGACCGAAUACAGGAGGCAUGGGAGUGUAUGCUCCUGUUCCGUUUGUCAGCCAAGCACAGAUGCAAGAAAUUGACAAGACAAUCGUCAAGCCUACCUUGGAGGGCAUGAAAACAGAAGGCCGAACCUUUGUGGGAAUGCUCUUUACGGGCAUCAUGUUGACGAAAGCAGGUCCUAAAGUUCUCGAGUACAAUGUACGCUUUGGAGAUCCCGAGACCCAAACAAUGAUGCUUCUCAUAGAGGGGGACCUCGCGAGGCUUCUUCUUGCCUGCGUCAAAGGCCGCUUAGCCGACGAGAGGCUCGAGCUCUCGCCAGGCUACGCCUGUAACGUGGUGCUCACAGUGACCGGAUAUCCAGGCCCUCCACGUGCUGGCGAUAUUAUUACAAUUAACGCCGAAUCGGAUACCCAAAGGCAUACGCACGUCUUUCACGCAGGCACCGUGCUGGCUGAUGGAGCUUUGCGAACAUGUGGCGGACGAGUCUUUAGCGUGGCCGCCCGAGGGAUGACGCUUGAAGAAGCAGUUCAAAGAGCAUAUCGAGGUGUUGAGGCUAUAUCCUUUAAUGGCAUGUUUUAUAGGAGGGACAUUGCUUCUCAGGCGCUAUAA